AAUCACUGAUUUGCCUUCCACCUUUUGAAUCUUUCAUCGGAAAAACAAUUUCAUCUCUGCCAACUCCAUGUCUGGUGAUUGAUCAAGUUGUUUAUUAUGAAAAUUUAAAGAAUUUGAAAGAGUAUGUUGAUGGAAAAGUAGCAAUACGACCACACUUUAAAGCACACAAGACUCCAGCAAUAGCUUCCGAUCAAAUUUUAAUUGGAGGAGGAUGUGGAGUUUGCUGUCAGAAAGUGAGUGAAGCAGUAGAGGCCAUCUCCACAGUGGAUGAUGUUUUAAUUUCGAAUCAAGUUGUGAGUGUGGAGAAAUUAAAGUUGAUCAUUAGGAUGAAUAAUUUGCAAAACAAGACAGUUUCACUUUGCGUUGAUAAUUGUGGGGUGAUUGAAUUGUUGGAUAAAUUGAUGGAUGGUGAAUCAAAGAAAUUAAAUCUUGUUGUGGAAUAUAAUGUGGGACAGAAUAGGUGUGGAGUUGAGAGUCAGGAUCAAGUAUUGGACCUUGUCAAAAUUAUUAAUGAGAGUAGACAUUUGAAUUUUAAAGGCAUUCAAUGCUAUAAUGGCUCUAAUCAACACAUCAAGUCAUAUGAAGAAAGAAAGUUGGCAACUCAAAAAGUUGUGGAAAAGACAAGGAGUUUGGUUGACUUUUUGGAAGAGAAGGGAAUUAAAGUUGAGUAUGUAACUGGUGGAGGUACUGGCACUUUUGAAUUUGAAAUGAAUUCUGGAGUUUUCACAGAAAUUCAACCAGGUUCAUGGCUAUUUGGUGAUGCUGAUUAUGGAUCUAUCAUGACCAAAAACAACAAACCAGUCUUGGAAGAUGAUUCACACUUUUACUCACAGUCAUUGUACAUUCUCUCCACUGUUGUGAGCAAGACAGAAGGUAAAAGGGUAGUAUUGGAUGCAGGACUCAAAGCCUCAACUAUUGAUAGUGGCAAUCCAAUUCUGAAAGAACCUCAAAUGAGAGUACUCAAAUAUAAUUUUGGUGGUGAUGAACAUGGCAUUCUUUCUGUGAAUGAGAAUGAAAAAUCCAAGGACUUGAUUGAUCAAAUUAAUGUUGGAGAUCAAAUUCAAUUAAUCCCAGGACAUGUGGAUCCAACUUUUAAUAUGUACGAUUCAAUAAUAUUCUAUAACAGUAGAGAAAAUAAUUUAGUGACACGAGUUGAAAAAAUCAAAGCACGUGGACCAG
Naegleria gruberi is the source of this 1179-nucleotide messenger RNA. RefSeq lists its product as uncharacterized. The annotation marks the transcript as partial. Gene Ontology annotation, molecular function: D-serine ammonia-lyase activity. Gene Ontology annotation, biological process: D-serine catabolic process. The record is from RefSeq and is a predicted model, not a curated record. NCBI's taxonomy places the organism in Eukaryota, Heterolobosea, Eutetramitea, Acrasida, Naegleriidae. The transcript has 2 exons.